Messenger RNA from Colletotrichum phormii, 1152 nucleotides. Its product is annotated as HotDog domain-containing protein. The record is from RefSeq and is a predicted model, not a curated record. NCBI's taxonomy places the organism in Eukaryota, Fungi, Ascomycota, Sordariomycetes, Glomerellales, Glomerellaceae. The transcript has a single exon. Bases 1 to 1152 code for a protein of 383 amino acids.
AUGAUACCCAGAGCGCCCGCCCGCCGUCUCCUCCGGGACAUCGUCCCCGCGCACCGCAUCGCACCGCGACCCUUCCUCCGACCCUUUACCUCAACGCCCUCCUCCCGCCUGCAAGCGCAGCGCCCGCCGCCGCCGCCUCCGACCGCGCAAUCACCCCUCCAAACCCAACAACAACAGGCCGCCGCCAACGCAACCCUCUCGAACCUAUCCCACCUCACCCCGGCACAAAUCACAGCCCUCCUCUCGACGACACCACCAUCAACACCACCAGGAGGAGCAGGAGGCAUCCCCGGGGCCCCGAUCCCCCCUCCCGGUUCACCAGCCGGAGCAGCAGCAGCAGGCCCCGGCGUCGGCCCCUCCCGCCGCUCAAUCCUCCUCCGCCGCACCCUCUGGGCCCUCUUCUUCUUCGCCCUAGGCUACAAGCUCACCGACGACCAAAUCGCAAACAUACGCUUCACGGCCCCCUUUCUCUACCCGCCCGUCGAAGCAGACGAGCAGCAGAUCCCCCUCUUCCGCGCCCACGCCACCUUCCAAGCCAUCGAGGACUACCCCAUCCUCCAGUCCCUCGUCCCCACCAUGCCCCCCGGCAGCGCCCCCGUCCCCGGCGGCGUCGCGACGCCGCAACUGCCCCUAUCGGACUGGGAGAACUGGGAACCCUACCAAGACUUCUCCCCCGAGCGCACGGCGCACCACCUCUGCGCGGGCCCCGCGCUGAAUAACCCCAACGGCCUGGGCCUCGUCAACAUCGUGUUCAGGCACAAGUACACGGGCGAACUCAUCCUCGCCAUCAUGUUCGGGCAGGGAACGUCGGGGUGGCCGUCCGUGGUGCACGGCGGGAUGUUGUCGACCAUCAUGGACGAGGCCAUGGGCCGCCUCGCGGCGCUGAAUUUCACUGCCAACACGGCUGUUACGGCCAAGUUGGCCAUGGAUUUCAAGGUGCCUGUCACGCCGGGCAUGCUUUACAUUGUUCGUGUGGGGAAGGCGCUGCCUGAGUGGCAGAAGGAGAGGCCUGAUGAGGAGGACAAGACGGAUCGCAAGUUGUGGAUUAUCGGGCGGAUGGAGGAUCCGGAUGGGGCUACUGUAGUUGAGGCAAAGGGGCUUUUUGUGGUGCCCAAGGGGAUUGAGGUGCAGCCUCUUGGUGGGAGGUUCUGA